Molecule: messenger RNA, 789 nt
Organism: Closterium sp. NIES-65
Lineage: Eukaryota; Viridiplantae; Streptophyta; Zygnematophyceae; Desmidiales; Closteriaceae
Source: the annotation of a GenBank genome assembly
UCUGGAAACGUCAUUCAUCUCUCCGCUUCCCCCACUCCCUUUUCUCCCUUGGUAGGCCUAGAAACGUCACGCAUCUCUCAGCUUCUCAAAUCGCUCAUCCUCUCUGCUCUCCCCUCAUCCUCCCCCACUCUCCCCUCAUCUUCCUCGCUUUCCCCUCAUUCCCCCGCUCUUCCCUCUUCUCCCCGCGCUCCCCUCAUCUCCUCGCUCUCCCCUGCUCUCCCCUCAUCCUCCCCACUCCCCCCUCAACUUCCUCGCUUUCCCCUCAUUCCCCCGCUCUUCCCCUCUUCUCUCCCCCGCUCCCCCUCUCUCCCCGCUCUCCCCCCCCCCCCCCCGCUCUCCCCCUCCCCCCUCAUCUCCCUGCGCUCCUGUCAUUUCCCCCCUUUCUCCCUUCAGCCAACCAGCCCCCCCUUUCAUGUCACUGCCUGCGCUCUAUUGUUUUCUUCCUUCACGCGCACCCUCAUCUCCCCUUGUCUCACUCCGUCCCCCUCUCUCCCCAUCCUCCUCCGUUCCCCCGCGUUCAGACUCACCCCUCAUCCCCUUCCCCUCCCAUACCUCAACUUCCCCCCUGGUGAUGCAUCGUCCUCCCCCCACCCCUCCUCCUCCCCCCCCCUCCCCAUCCACCCUUCAACUCCCUCCCCUCUCCUACCACCGCCCCCUCAAUUUCCCUCAUCUCUCACAGCCCCCCUUCACUUUCCACAACCCAGCACUCAAGUGGGUGAAUUCUGUUGCUUGUGCGACACUCUCAGUGCCUGCCUUCACCGCUCCAUUUUCUGUGAGUGUGGCUGCUAG